Molecule: messenger RNA, 1586 nt
Organism: Jatropha curcas
Lineage: Eukaryota; Viridiplantae; Streptophyta; Magnoliopsida; Malpighiales; Euphorbiaceae
Product: RNase P Rpr2/Rpp21 subunit domain protein
Biological process (GO): RNA processing
Source: RefSeq, a predicted model, not a curated record
CGUCGCUUAACACUCUCCUAAAAACAUUCCCUCGUAAGGACGCUCCGAUGAUGUGAUCUGUCCUAUUUUUCCUUCGUGCCUUCCACCCUCACCCACCAUCUUUUCGUUGAAAUUCCUAAGCGAAACUUAAGACCAUGGGCAAGAAAGGAGGCGCCAAAAGACCACAAGCGACGGCACCUCUGUCUCACAGUUCUGUCUCGUUAAGACAGGAAUCAACUGGCAAACUACAAACCAAAGGCGCUUCUCGUAAUCCAAAGUCUCUUUUGAAACUCGAGCACUUGCAAAAGCUAGCUGUAUGGGCAAGCGGUGAAGCAUCAGUCCCCUCUCUCGGUGCCUUUUUCGGCCGCCAAUUUGCCGCUGCUGGAGAGAUCUUGGGAGUUCCUCCUGAACCUUCUCUAAUUCCUUGCCAGAGAUGUGAGACGAUUCUUCAACCUGGCUUUAACUGCACGGUGCGAAUUGAGAAGACUCAAAAGAAAGUAAGGCAUAGACAAAAGAAACCUAAUUCUUCAAUGCAGAAUAGUGUGGUUUACAACUGCCACUUCUGUUCACAUCGGAAUCUAAAGAGAGGAACUCCAAAAGGCUACAUGAAAGAAAUAUGCCCAUCAAAGCCAAAGCCAUCUGUCAAAUCAGAACCUUCCAAGUCCAUGCCUCAGAAGUCUGCCAACUUGGAGAAAGUCACAAAAAGCAAAGAUGAGAUUAUUACAAUAGAUGAGAUAACUUUGUCCAAAACAUCUGCAGACUCUUCCAUCACAAACUGUCCAGCAACUCCAUCAGUGAGAAGUGGAUCUACUUUGUUGGAUGCAAUGAGGAGAAAGAGAAACAGAUCAGGGUCUAAAAAAUCAGAAAGCAAUGAUUCUGCAGAAGAUGGCGAAAGAACUGUUGGUAUGUCAAGUAAAAGAAAGAGAAAGGCUUGGACAAGCCUGAAGGAAAUUGCUGAGCAUGAUUGCACUCGAAGUGUAGCAAAUUUAACAAUUCCCUUUUGCAUUAAGUGAAUGGAUUAUGAAUCUUCAAUUGUUUCAGCACCUCAAAAUGGUUUAGUUUGUCAACAGCAUGCACUCAAUGAUUUGGAUGAGGGAAUGAGAAGAAGGAAAGAACAAAUGGAGUGAUAGAAGUAUUGUUUUUUAGUAUUUGUAGCUGGUGAACUGGUUUGAGGAUAAUAUUAUAGUAACAUGGAUGAUCCUCAAUGGAGUAUGCUUUUUGUAUUCUUGUUUCUGGUAUGGAUCUUCUUGCUGAGUUAUGGGCUAUUAAACAGAUCGACAGUAGUUAAAACUUACUUUUGGUGUUCUGAGGAUAUCAAAUCAAGGAAGGUCUUAGUACUGAUUGUAUUUAUUUCCUUCUUCAGGGCAAUUAGUGUAGCUCUUAGCAAAACUGGGUGCAAACCAAAUUUCUACAUGACAAUCUUGGUCCCUUGAAUCUCUAGGCAUGGAUCAUCUUCUUUUUUCUGAUGCUAUUGGCAUUGUCCGUUUAAGAUCUCAGUUUCUUUUCAAUGUCUUUUGUACUAUCAUUUUAUUGGUGGCUAUAUUCCUACCCUGAUAUUGCAAAAUUUAUAAAUCCAAUAUACUCAAUUAUAUGGUUUUUCCAAGGAA